GCGCGCGCCGGUCUAGUAGAAGCUGGACCGCCGGGCGGGGAGCUCCUGUGUGCGCUGCGACCCCCGCGGGCAGAGGAUGAACGGGACGCGGAACUGGUGUACCCUGGUGGACGUGCACCCGGAGGGCCAGAGCGAGGCGGGCAGGAAGACCUAUGCCGUGGUGUCUGGCUGCUCAACCAGUAAUGCUCUGGCCUCGGAACUGGUGGAGUCCAACGACGGACACGAGGAGAUCAUUAAGGUGUACUUGAAGGGGAAGUCUGGAGACAAGAUGAUUCAUGAGAAGAAUAUUAACCAGCUGAAGAGUGAGGUCCAGUACAUCCAGGAGGCCAGGAACUGCUUGCAGAAGCUCCGGGAGGAUAUAAGUAGCACGCUCGAGCGAGAUCCAGCAGAGCCUCACCGUAGACAGGAGAUACAGGUGGUGCUAGAAAAGCCCAAUGGCUUUAGUCAGAGUCCCCGGACCCUGUGCAGUGGCCCGCCUGAGGUGGACGCCUACGCAGAGGGAGAUGCCGAGAGCUUGAGGAGGACCGUGAGGGACUUGCUGGCCAAGCUGCAGGAGGCCGAGCGGCAGCACCAGUCAGAUCGCGUGGCUUUUGAGGUCACAGUGAGCCGGUACCAGAGAGAAGCAGAGCAGAGUCACGUGGCCCUUCAGAGAGCAGAGGACCGAGCGGGGCAGAGGGAGACGGAGGUCGGGGAGCUGCAGAGGCGCCUGCUGGGCAUGCAGACGGAGCAUCAGGCCUUACUGGCGAAGGUCAGGGAAGGGGAGAUGGCCCUGGAGGAGCUUCGGAGCCAGAGUGCUGACUGCCGAGCAGAACAGGAAAAGGCAGCGGACCUGGAAAGCGAAGUGGCCAGGCUGCGGGAGAAGAUCCACCACUUGGACGACAUGCUCAAGAGCCAGCAGCGGAAAGUGCGGCAGAUGAUAGAGCAGCUCCAGAAUUCAAAAGCUGUGAUCCAGUCAAAGGACACCACCAUCCAGGAGCUCAAAGAGAAAAUCACCUACCUGGAAGCAGAGAAUUUAGAGAUGCACGACCGGAUGGAACACCUGAUCGAGAAGCAGAUCAGUCACAGCAACUUCAGCACCCAGACCUGGGCCACGACAGAGAACCUGGGCGGCGUCAGGAUAGCCAAGCCCCCCAGCCCGAAGCCCAUGCCGCUCAUCCGCGUGGUGGAGACAUGAGCUGCCGGACGCUGUCGCCGCCGAUGCAGCCGCCUGUCGCCUGCAGAGGAGCCCGCCACCCCCGCCGGCCGUUGGACUGACUUCGACUUUCCGCCUGUCCCCCGGCCGCACUCAGGACUUGGGGCUCGCGUGCCCCGCUGUCCCCAACUCCUGUCCUCCGUGUGCCGGGCGCGUGGAGGACGAGCCCCGCCUGGGAGGUGGCACGCGGCCGCAGGAGCCAGGGCGCUGGCCUCGUCUCCACGGCGACUGUUUUUUUUCUUAGAGCCUCCCUCCUGGUGCGGACCGGAGUCCAGCCGCCCCAGAAGCAGGCCCUCGCCCAGGCGGGAGAGGCCAACAGGCGACAAAACUGGCCUCAGCCCUAGAAGCUGGAGGCACAGAUAUCCAUAGUGAUCGGAGAGUGUCCUGGGGGAACGAAGUUCCUUCCUCAAACGCCAACGCCACGGAGGUCUUCACGACAAACUUUGUUUUCCUCCUUGCUCUGCCCUCAGCUCGAGCUGACCCAAGCCACCUUUGGAUGGAAAACCGGCCACCUCGCCAUGACGGGCCCGCCCGUCUUUCUGGGGAGGAUGGAAUUUACAUUCACGGAGUAGCUUUUAGCAGAAAGGUCCUGUAGCGACACAGACAGUUACAUGUAACUCUGCCGUGAAGACGCCCAGAAUCCCUUAGGGUUUUCCCCGAGGACGCGGUCCGGAGUCCACCUGCCUUCCUGACUGACUCGGAGCCUAAAAACUGUUUUCACUGGGUUACAUCCAUCUCAGCGAAACUCUCGUAUUUAUUUUGCUAAGUUAUUGGUGUUUUGCUUAUAGCUCGUGACCGAUUCUGCGCCAGGGUUCGACAGCCUUCUCUUGCAGUGUUUGGAUUUGCUUGACAUUGGGACAAGUGUCCCCACGGGACGUUGUUUCCAAAUGACAUCGUCGUAAAGAUUUCUCUCUCUCUUCGCCUGCUCCUGUCGGCUUCCUCCUCCACGCCCCAUCUGUAGCUCAGGAAGGCCGGGCAUUUGCCCUGAGGCCUCGGGUCUGAGCAUGUUGUUUGGGGGAAGAGGGCCAUAGGGACCUUUGGGGAGGCGUUGGAUUCUCCCGCUGACCGCUCCGCAUCCCUCUGCUUCCGAGCUGGUCUGUUAUCCUGGUCUGAAUGACCGCCACUUGUGUUUUCCCUGGGGUCCUUCCUGCAAGGAGCUAAAUGAGCAUCCGCAUGUGGUAUUAGAGCACAGAAAGCUUACAAGUCAGCAUAGAUUAAGUCUUCGGGUUCUGUUUGGCUCCGACCCGGAAGCCUUACAUCUGCGCUUCUGUCGCAUUCUGGCUUCGUCCGUCGUGGUGUUGUGGUUGCUUUACGCAGAUUUCAUUCGUGAAACGGGGGUCAGACCCGCACAAGCUCCGUUGGGCCCUUCCAGUUCCGAUGUUCCUUCCUGCGGCGUGUUCUCUGUGUGGUGAAUUUAGUACAUUAUACUUGUGUGUCUCAUUGA
Messenger RNA from Pteropus alecto (black flying fox), 2636 nucleotides. RefSeq names its product tuftelin 1 (gene TUFT1). Gene Ontology annotation, cellular component: I band; intracellular anatomical structure. Bases 77 to 1174 code for a protein of 365 amino acids. Gene Ontology annotation, biological process: intracellular signal transduction. The record is from RefSeq and is a predicted model, not a curated record. The transcript is spliced from 12 exons. NCBI's taxonomy places the organism in Eukaryota, Metazoa, Chordata, Mammalia, Chiroptera, Pteropodidae.